GCCAGUUUAAUAAUAAAAAAAAUUGAAGCGCGGUUACGAUUACUUUGUGGACUACUUUACGAGUUUGAGCCAGUCGUAACAUUGAAGGUGAUAAUAAUGUUGCUAAAACAUUUCGGUAAAUUGGCACCAUUUUGGAGGGUUACCUGCACAAGUGAAAUAUUUGGACAGUCGAUAAAGGCCAGUUCUUCACAAGUGAAAGUCUACAGCUCUGCAGCGGGAGGUGAAAACACUGGAGCUGUUGCGGGACAGACUGUGGUCACAGAGCGCAGGGGAUGCGUGGUUGCCGUGGGGAUAAACCGCCCAGAGGUGCGUAAUGCAGUGAACCAGGAGACGGCGAGGCGUCUGCUUGAAGAGCUGGAGGCCUUCGACAGUGAUCCAGACUUCAACGUGGCUGUCCUGCAUGGGAUAGGAGGGAAUUUCUGUGCUGGUUAUGAUCUGAAAGAGCUGGCCAAUCACGCAGCCCUCCUUAAAUUGGAGCAAGAUGUCACCAAGGGUCCUGGUCCGAUGGGUCCAUCUCGUUUAGAGCUCUCAAAGCCGCUGAUCGCAGCAGUCAGUGGUUUUGCUGUGGCUGGAGGGCUGGAGCUGGCUCUGCUGGCGGAUCUAAGAGUGGUAGAGGAGAGCGCCGUCAUGGGGGUGUUCUGUCGCAGGUUUGGAGUUCCCCUGAUUGACGGCGGCACCGUGCGGCUCCCACAUCUCAUUGGCCUUUCACGAGCCCUCGACCUGAUACUGACUGGACGGCCAAUUGGAGCACAGGAGGCCCUCGCCUACGGACUGGCUAACAGAGUGGUUCCGGAUGGGCAAGCUUUACAGGCGGCCCUGCAGCUAGCAGAGGAGAUCAGCUCCUUUCCUCAGCAGUGUCUGCGGGCUGAUCGCUCCUCUGCCAUGUACAGCUGCUACAACGCUCCAUCCUUCACACAGGCCAUGCAGUACGAGAUAGACCACGGAGUUCCUGUCAUCCAAGCAGAAGCUGUCGCCGGAGCAACCAGAUUCUCUACUGGAGAGGGAAGAGGAGGAACAUUUUCCUAGGAGUUUUCUUUGCAGCAGACUUGUGAACAUUGAUUCUCAGGUGAUCAACCACAUAUUGCUGCAUCUAAUCUGUCUGUUGUGCUGUCAGGUUGCUAUUGAGAGCAAUGAGCAAUCAGAAAAGCUCCAUAUGUUGUGCUAAUGUAGCCAAAGCUAUUUUCAAAUGAGGAUUGUUUGGACUCUGAAGGUUGACAGAAAGCGGAACCCAACAUCAAGUAUAGACACAAAACUAUAACUGGUUAAUUAACUCAUUUUGUUUUGACAAAAGGUUUCAUAGGUAAAUAGGUUUAACACAGUCCAAUUAAACCAGUUAUAAAUGUUCAAGAUUUAACAAAAAAGUCAUCGAGCUUCUUAUGUUGUAAUGUUUUUAAAGCAAAGCGGUCACAUAGGAAGACAGUGACUACAAAACAAAUGCAACACAUAAAAACAAAAAGCCAUCACAGGCAGAAAACCUGCAGUGGCUCGUCAUUAUUCAUUUGAGAUAAAAACACUUAAUUACUGGGAUAUGAUGUCUGUGUUGGUGCGUGUGUUGUGACAAAGUAUCCUAUGCAGUCUACUGUAAUUAUUGCAGAAGAUUCAGCACUUCUUGUCAGAUCUGUGCCAGGUGUAAGCAUUCCUUCGGUUUUGGAGAAUGCGUCCCCUUACUUUUGUGCGUUAGGGAGAUGUGUGUGUCUGUUUUAUAGUUGAGCACACAUACACGUUUGUCUCUGUGUUUGAAUUUGUCUGAACUCCUUCAUAACCUUUUAGUGCUCUUUAAUAAAAAUGCCUCGCAGAGAAGAAGUAAAACCAA
Molecule: messenger RNA, 1813 nt
Organism: Labrus bergylta (ballan wrasse)
Lineage: Eukaryota; Metazoa; Chordata; Actinopteri; Labriformes; Labridae
Molecular function (GO): catalytic activity
Source: RefSeq, a predicted model, not a curated record